AUGUCUGGAGCUGCCCAACAGCUCAAAGAUGAGGGCACCCAACGACAAGUCGUAGCAGCGGGGGCUAUAGCAGGACUCGUAUCACGAUUCUGCAUCGCCCCGCUAGACGUCAUAAAAAUCCGGCUCCAGCUCCAAACGCACUCCCUCUCGGACCCCCUUGCGCACGCCCUCGCCAACGGCAGCCCGAUCUACAGCGGCACCCUCCACACCCUCAAACACAUCCUGCGCACCGAAGGCCUGACCGGCCUCUGGAAAGGCAACGUCCCCGCCGAGCUGCUCUACCUCGCGUACGGCAGCGUGCAGUUCAGCACCUACCGCCUGACAUCGCGGUACCUCUCCACGGUGCCCCUUUUCCGGCGCUCUCACCCGCAUCCCAGGACGCAGAAGGAGACGCGGGAUGCAGCCAUCAGCUUCGUGGCCGGCGCCUUCGCCGGCACCGUCGCGACCACCGCGACCUACCCGCUCGACCUGCUGCGCACGCGCUUCGCCGCCCAGGGCUCCGAGCGCGUGUACGCCUCGCUGGCCGCCUCGAUCCGCGAGAUCACGCGGCAUGAGGGGCUGCCUGGCUUCUUCCGCGGGCUGGGCGCAGGCGUCACGGGCAUCGUGCCCUACAUGGGCCUCUUCUUCGCCGUCUACGAAACGCUCAAGCUCCCCCUCUCCGAGCUGUCCCUCCCCUUUGGGAGCUCCGACGCCGUGGCCGGCACCGUCGCGAGCGUGACGGCCAAGACGGUCGUGUAUCCGCUUGAUACGGUUAGGAAGCGGCUGCAGGUGCAGGGCCCGACGAGGGGAAGGUAUGUGCAUCGGAAUAUUCCAGAGUUCAGGGGCGUGCUGGGGACUAUCAAGGCGGUGUUGGCGAGGGAGGGGAUGAGGGGCUUGUAUAGAGGUUUGGGGGUCAGUUUAAUCAAGGCGGCGCCGGCGAGUGCGGUUACUAUGUGGACGUAUGAGAGGGCUAUGGGGGUUAUGCUUGCGUGGAACGAGGACGGUGAAGAGCUGUGA
Molecule: messenger RNA, 996 nt
Organism: Coniosporium apollinis CBS 100218
Lineage: Eukaryota; Fungi; Ascomycota; Dothideomycetes
Product: mitochondrial thiamine pyrophosphate carrier 1
Exons: 3
Coding region: 1-996 (331 amino acids)
Biological process (GO): thiamine pyrophosphate transmembrane transport
Cellular component (GO): mitochondrial inner membrane
Molecular function (GO): thiamine transmembrane transporter activity
Source: RefSeq, a predicted model, not a curated record